CAGUAUUAACAUUGUGUCUUCUGACUAUAUUAUUUGUCUCCUUAAUAGGUUAGCAUUAAUAUCUGCAAUGUGAAGUGUGCAGUAUCUAUACACCUUUAGGGUUCCUUAUCAAGUCUGACUCAGUCCCAAUCUGCAGAUGCCUGAUAAGGAAUGUUCCCAGGUAAUAAAAGUGUAACGAUGUGCUUGUGUUCAGUCUCUGCCUCUGAUAUCUGCAACACCAUUCCCUCUGUUGAGGCCAGUAAACCAUGAGAUAAUGGAUGCCUCUCCCAUUGUUGUGUCUGCCUCGCCCACUGGCCUCUGAGUGUGGGAAAGCUAAUCCAGCCUGGUACACAUGGCUUUGUAAUGCUAAUGGCCUCCUAUAAAUAGGGGAGUGGGCUCCUCUCUCAGCUCACAACCCUCUCGCCUUCCUCAGAGAAGCACACUCUCUGUCUAACAGAAUGGCUCCUACCUACACCAGAGACUCUGACAACACCAUGCUCUCUACUAAAGACAAACAUAAACUAAGGAAACCAGUUGUGGAGAAGAUGCGUAGAGACCGCAUCAACACCUGCAUAGAGCAGCUCAAGACCCUUCUGGAGAGGGAGUUCCACAAACAGGACCCCAAUGCCAAGCUGGAGAAGGCUGACAUCCUGGAGAUGACGGUGGGGUUCCUGAAGCAGCAGCUGCAGCCUCAGCGCCCAGUCCUUCAGAGGGCCCACAGUGAGGGCUACUCCCAGUGCUGGAGGGAGACACUGCACUUCCUGUCUUCCAGCUCCAUGAAGGACAUGAUGCUCCAUAACCUCCAGAGAGCUGAACAGGACAUCUGUCUCUCCUCUCCACUCUCCUCCCAACACCAAAACCACAACCAGGGCCCAGUGAAACAGGCCAUCACAGGCCACAAAUCAGUCUGGAGGCCUUGGUAGAACCACCGCAUAGAGAGACUAUCUCACAAACUGGAUGGAUGUUUACCAUCUUUCUUGCUGUAGGAAAUACAUUUCCAAACGUUAUACUGAAAUUAUAUUAUUUUCUUGUUAUAUUUGAACGGAAUUCUACUGAUGUGAUUAUUUGUUCUCAGAGAAGAAGCUGAAAACAUAUUUGUAUUAAUUCAUAAUGAAGAAUAUGUUUGAUAUUUUACGUGUAUGUUUAUGUGUGUAUGCAUUUUGUGCUCACUUGAUGCACCAAUGUGUUCUUUAGUCCUUUCAUUUUCUAUGAAGAUGAUUUGUAAAGGUCAUAUCUUAACAUGUAUGGUUGCUUAGCUAACUCAAAUCUUGCUUUAACUCUAUUAUAUGUACUGUCCUAAUGAAGGACAUUUACAAAUGCUUUGAUAUGUCUUUUGUAAAGGCUUUUUGGGACAUUGUUGUUCCACCAUAGGCACUGUUGUGCUGUGAAAUGUAUUGUUGACACUGUGUGUCUUUCAUUCUCACUUGAUAAAGUGAACAGACACCUAAAAUGGAUUCCAAUAAAUGUUUUGGAAAGUAACCAUACUGU
Messenger RNA from Oncorhynchus gorbuscha (pink salmon), 1467 nucleotides. RefSeq names its product transcription factor HES-5-like. NCBI's taxonomy places the organism in Eukaryota, Metazoa, Chordata, Actinopteri, Salmoniformes, Salmonidae. Gene Ontology annotation, biological process: regulation of neurogenesis; anterior/posterior pattern specification; regulation of transcription by RNA polymerase II. The transcript has 2 exons. The coding region runs from base 438 to 902 and encodes 154 amino acids. Gene Ontology annotation, cellular component: nucleus. The record is from RefSeq and is a predicted model, not a curated record. Gene Ontology annotation, molecular function: RNA polymerase II cis-regulatory region sequence-specific DNA binding; protein dimerization activity; DNA-binding transcription factor activity, RNA polymerase II-specific.